AUGGAAAACGAUCGAGUUCGCUCUCAGGAACCGGACUGGGAAAAGCUUCGACCAGGACUGUUUGACAAACGCAUAAAGCGCUCACGGCAGGAUAGAGACAUACAACCUUUACGUAUACCGUUCUUCACCGGGGUGGAAGACCAUUUGACACACCUCCAUUCUUUUCAGUCUGCCGUGGGAUGCAAAGGUCUCAACGACGAGGGAUAG
This is a messenger RNA of Prunus armeniaca (apricot), 207 nucleotides long. NCBI's taxonomy places the organism in Eukaryota, Viridiplantae, Streptophyta, Magnoliopsida, Rosales, Rosaceae. The record is from the annotation of a GenBank genome assembly.